Molecule: messenger RNA, 829 nt
Organism: Dermochelys coriacea (leatherback sea turtle)
Lineage: Eukaryota; Metazoa; Chordata; Testudines; Dermochelyidae
Product: proteoglycan 3-like
Exons: 6
Coding region: 96-638 (180 amino acids)
Source: RefSeq, a predicted model, not a curated record
UUCCAGCCCAAUAUAAGGGGCUGGGAUGGCUGUAGCCAUCGGAGCUUGCUGAGGACCCACAGCCAUCACAGAGCAGUUCGCCAGGUCUGCCUGAGAUGAAGCUGUUCCUGGUCGUGGCACUCGUCCUGCUGGGGACCAUCUCUGCUUGCCAGCUCCAUGAGGGCUCCCCGGAGCAGGACGUACCAGCCGAGCAAGACGAGGAGGAGCCCGGGGAGCCAGAGCCACCAUGUCCCACAGAGAGCGAGAGCUUUAGGAUGAUCGUGCCUGGCACGGAGGCUCACACUUCUCGCUAUGUGUUUGUGAAAAAUUACCAGCGAUUUCGGAAAGCCCAGAAACUGUGUGCUCGCUGCUACCAUGGCCACCUGGCCUCCAUCCACAGCCAUUUGGCCAAUGCGCUGCUGCGCUGCAUAGCGCACACCCACAUCAAGCUGGGCCUGGUGUGGAUCGGAGGCAUCACCUGCCGCCGGCACCGACAUCUGCACUCCUGCUGGGUCGACCACAGUUCCUGGAAUUACUCCAACUGGGCCAGAAAGAACCCCCAGCACGUUAGGAAAACGUGCGUCGCCCUGUCCACCGCAGGUGGUCAUUGGAGAAGUGUGUGCUGCAGGGCUCGCCUUCCCUUUAUCUGUGAGUACUGAGGGGGCUGCUCCCCCCAUGGGGUCCUGCUGCCCCCACCGCUCUGCCAGCAUAGGACUUCCCACUCUUCCCUGCUGGAGGCACCCCUGCUCCCUGGACUCGACUCUGCUCCUGGCCCUGCCUCAGCUCCCCCUCCUUCGACCCUUGCUCAUUGCCUGUGACUCCCUGCAAUAAAACAGUGCUUCACUCAUUA